UUGCGCAGGCGCAAAGACUACAUGUUCAGACCAGGGGUCCGGGGGCUCCUUCGGGAGGGAAAAGGAGGCGACGGCAACCGCAGAAGGAACCGGUCAGGUCACGUGGGAAGGGAGUUGCUCACGUGAUCCCACUCCAUUGUAGGCAGUGGGUGGGUAUUGGGAGAGGGAACAUUAGGCUGCAAUUGUUUCCCGGAAGGAAGGCAUCAAGGGAGGGAGGAUCAGCUGGGCUUGCCGGGGGGGGGGAUUGGUUGGUGGUGUCGGCGAGGCGGGCGCUCCCCUCCGUCUACCUGCAGCGCGGCAGGAUGCAGAGCGUCAUCAACACGGUGAAAGGGAAGGCGCUGGAGGUGGCCGAAUACCUGACGCCGGUGCUGAAGGAAUCAAAGUUUAAAGAAACUGGCGUUAUCACUCCUGAGGAGUUCGUUGCAGCUGGAGACCACUUAGUUCACCACUGUCCUACUUGGCAAUGGGCAACAGGAGAAGAAUUAAAAGUCAAGGCUUAUCUCCCAACAGACAAACAGUUUUUAGUCACUAAAAAUGUGCCAUGCUACAAGCGAUGUAAACAGAUGGAGUACUCAGAUGAACUGGAAGCCAUUAUAGAAGAAGAUGAUGGUGAUGGAGGAUGGGUGGACACAUUUCACAAUGCAGGCAUUACAGGAGUAGCAGAAUCCAUUAAGGAGAUCACACUGGAAAGCAAGGAAAGUAUAAAGGUACCAGAAUGCUCAGGUUCAUGUGAGGAUGAUGACGAUGACGAGGGAGAGGCAGCAGACAUGGAAGAAUACGAAGAGAGUGGGCUGCUGGAGACAGAUGAUGCAACAUUGGAUACGAGGAAAAUAGUGGAAGCUGCCAAGGCUAAAACAGAUGCUGGAAGUGGCGAAGAAGCUAUUCUGCAGACUAGGACAUAUGAUCUUUACAUCACGUAUGACAAAUACUACCAGACACCAAGGCUUUGGUUAUUUGGGGGUGAUGAGGUACACUUUCUGUUUACUUACUUGAAACUGUUCAGCUCAUUUCUUAAACUAGCUGACUGCAGACAUCCAGCAGCAGUCAGAUUAGCUUCUCAUCCUGGCAUUCUUCAAGUGUUACUAAAAAAUCUUUGUUCCGUUCAUCCAUGCAGACAUGCAGAAGUGAUGAAGAAAAUCAUUGAAACUGUGGCUGAAGGUGGAGGAGAACUUGGAGUUCAUAUGUACCUUCUAAUUUUUUUGAAAUUUGUACAAGCGGUCAUUCCAACAAUAGAAUAUGACUACACAAGACACUUUACAAUGUAAUUAGGGAAGAGAAUGUUUAUGGUAAUUAUUGAUCCUAAUUUUUAAAAGUAUAGCCCAUACAUGUGACUGAUUUGUUUAUCCACCAUUGUAUAAAAUUUCUGUAAUGUACCACUUCUGUCAAGUUUAUGCAUCAAAAUAAAAUUCCACUACCAGCCUUA
Pogona vitticeps (central bearded dragon) is the source of this 1423-nucleotide messenger RNA. Lineage: Eukaryota; Metazoa; Chordata; Lepidosauria; Squamata; Agamidae. The record is from RefSeq and is a predicted model, not a curated record.